UUAUAUACAAUACAGUGCAGGUAUUGCUUAUGGCUUGUUCUAUGUAUAUGGCCCAAUUAAUAGGAUUGUUAAGGCUGUGUUCUUGUUGCAUUUCUGCCCCUUUGUAUUUUAGCUUGAAAAGGCUGAUAUGUGUUUGCCAGAGGUGGAGUAAAGUAAUCACCUGCUGGUGGGCUGUAACAGAUGUCUUCUCUGACGACAUUUGCUGUGUAUUGUCAAUGCUAUAUAAGCUGCUGUUAGACACAUUGCAGAGACUACCCAGCCAGAGCUUUAGCAGCCUUCAGCUCCCAGGGAGAAGAAACUUAACACGUUACAGUUCCUCCUCACUAGAAAGAUUUACACAGUGAGAAUGGAAGCUGUCAAAUAUUUGGUGCUGAUUGCUGUGUGGCUGCAAGCCUCUGCCAUUCCCCUAUCCACUAGACUUUCUGAAGAAGAGGAGAAGGUCUCGAAAUGUAUUAUGGAAAUUUUGAAAAAUGCUCUUUCCACACCCAGAGCAGAACAUGUGAGCAACAAUUGCCUUCGGAUUCUGAAAGAAGAUGAGAGAGUGUUGUCUAUGAUGCACCAACAGCACUUGUUGAGGGAGCUUGAGGAUCUUACGCACAGAGAAAAGUCUAAGCACUUAGAAGAGGAAGUUAUGGAUAGCAGUGAGGAAGAUGAGAGGAAAAAGAGAGUUAAAGGGACCACUUCUAAGAGAGAGAAGGAGCAAAAAAGAGAAUUAGAGAGAGAUGUUUCUAGAGAGCAUCAGGAAACCAAGGAGUUUGGGAAGGUGGAGGUAAAAGAGGAAGAGCAUGGAACAUUUGAUGAGGAGAAAGCCAAAAGGUUAUUAGAGGAUGAUGAUGAAAGGAAGAGAAGUCCACCUGGAAAGAGGGGUGAUGAGCAAAAGAAAUCUGGAAAGGAUGUACGAGGGGAUGAAGCCUCAAAGAGAAAAGACAAGAAACAUUUCAGUGAAGAAGAUGAAUAUAGUUCAGAAGAGGAUGAGGGAGAUAGACACCAUGGCAACAACCAUGGAUGGUACCACGAGAAUCACCAUUCAUGGGAGAAUGAAAAGAGAGGGUCUGAGAAGAGGAUGGCUGAAGAUCCAAGUGAAGAGGAGACAUCUCAGUUUGAGUCAGAAGACAAAGGUGUGAAAUAUUUUAACUCAAAGACUCAUAUGCAGGGAUUUCAUGGGGAUGGCAAGCGGCAUAUGUCUCUCAAAGAAGAAGAGGCGGGUAGAGAGAGAAGUUUCCACCAUCCAGGAGAACUAAAGAUAGGUAGAGAGAGGCAUCACCAUUCUGGCAGGGUUGGUAACCAUGAAAAUCAAGAAGAGGAAGAGGAGGAGAGAGAGUUGGAGGAAAUAGAGGAAGAAGAAGAACACAAAGCUGAGGAACAUGAUCUCCAGCAGGUGGAGGAAGAGCUGAGGAGAGCCGCUGAGAAACUGCAGGAGCUGCACCGGGGUUGAAUUAAAAAUACGUAGUUUUAACAUUCUUACAGUUACUAGUGCACAUACGCUUUGUACAAUUUUCUUUACUGGAUAUAGCUUUUCACUGUUUUCUUUUAUUACUGGUGCAGUUAACUGCUGUCUCUGCUUUUUCACGUCCAUACUGUGGGUGCGGUAAUGUGCAACCAUGAAUGGUCCUGUUGUGACAACAAUGCCAUAAAGAAGGAAGAACUUGUCCAUUUGUCAUGGUUCUGGACGUUAUUCAUAUUAUAGUGUAUGGCUAUUAUGCUGUGUUGCAAAUUACAUAGAAAUUCAAAAACAACAAA
Molecule: messenger RNA, 1740 nt
Organism: Xenopus tropicalis (tropical clawed frog)
Lineage: Eukaryota; Metazoa; Chordata; Amphibia; Anura; Pipidae
Gene: ccer2
Product: coiled-coil glutamate rich protein 2
Exons: 6
Coding region: 347-1435 (362 amino acids)
Cellular component (GO): secretory granule
Source: RefSeq, a predicted model, not a curated record